Phodopus roborovskii (desert hamster) is the source of this 1015-nucleotide messenger RNA. RefSeq names its product guanylate kinase 1 (gene Guk1). Gene Ontology annotation, molecular function: GMP kinase activity. The coding region runs from base 105 to 764 and encodes 219 amino acids. The record is from RefSeq and is a predicted model, not a curated record. Gene Ontology annotation, cellular component: cytosol. Lineage: Eukaryota; Metazoa; Chordata; Mammalia; Rodentia; Cricetidae. Gene Ontology annotation, biological process: purine nucleotide metabolic process. The transcript is spliced from 8 exons.
UGGGAAGUGGCCGGCGCUGCCGAUUUUGCGCACCCGAUGCCUUGCUUUGGUGUGGCCUAGUGGGCCGGCGCGCCGCUGUGACGUAGUUCUGCGGGCGGUCCCUGAUGCUGCAGCGCCCGCUGGUCGGGCUGGCAGUGGCCGCCCUGGGUCGCAUCCGUGCGGACGGCAUGGCAGGACCUAGGCCAGUGGUACUGAGUGGGCCAUCAGGUGCAGGGAAGAGCACCCUGCUCAAGAAGUUGCUCCAGGAACAUGGCAGCAUCUUUGGCUUCAGCGUGUCCCAUACUACACGGAAUCCACGACCUGGUGAGGAAAAUGGCAAAGAUUACUACUUUGUGACCAGGGAGAUGAUGCAGCGUGAUAUUGCGGCAGGGGACUUCAUUGAGCAUGCUGAGUUCUCGGGGAACCUUUAUGGGACAAGCAAGGCGGCUGUACGGGCUGUGCAGGCCAUGAACCGCAUCUGCGUGCUAGAUGUUGACCUACAGGGUGUGCGCAACAUCAAGAAGACUGAUCUACGUCCCAUCUACAUCUCUGUGCAGCCUCCCUCGCUGGAUGUGCUGGAGCAACGAUUGCGGCUGCGCAACACAGAGACUGAAGAGAGUUUGGCAAAGCGGCUGGCAGCUGCCCGGGCUGACAUGGAGAGCAGCAAGGAGCCUGGCUUGUUUGACCUGGUGAUCAUCAAUGACAACUUGGAUAAAGCCUAUGCAACGUUGAAGCAGGCACUCUCUGAGGAAAUCAAGAAAGCUCAGGGAACUGGCCAUGCCUGAGGGCCUGCUUCAUUCCAGAGUGAUACCUGUGCCCCAAAUCUGCCUGGGUUAUGAGGUGGGGUGAUCUCUGCCAAGACACCAAGGACUUGUAAUAGGCUUCCACUGUGGAGUAGGAGGAGCUGCCCCUUGUCUGGCCUCAUGGUGGCGCUUCAUCCUGUGCUGGCUUGCUGAAGCUGAAGGACUCUGAAAUGCACCCACAUUUAUUCUCCCAGGGCUGCCCCUGUCCCUAUCUCUGUUCUCCUGCUGGAGCA